Molecule: messenger RNA, 954 nt
Organism: Strongyloides ratti
Lineage: Eukaryota; Metazoa; Nematoda; Chromadorea; Rhabditida; Strongyloididae
Exons: 5
Coding region: 1-954 (317 amino acids)
Source: RefSeq, a predicted model, not a curated record
AUGGCAAAUAUUAAUAAUAAUGAAGGAGAAUCAUUACAAAUUGCAUUAGAAAUAUCAUUUAAAAAUCCAUCAUUAUUUCCAUUUCGAUUAAUAGGAGAUAAAGCAAAUGGGGUUUUUGUAACGUGUUUAACUGAUGAGGGAUCCUAUCUUAAAAAUGGUGAUAUUUUUUUGUAUUGUGAAAAUAUUAAAUUAUCUGGAUUAUCAUGUAAUCAAGUUUACUCUGUUAUCAAAUAUUUUUCCCUUAAGAAUGAUGGUAUCAUAAAUAUUAUAAUAUGGAGAAAUAAUAGUAAAAAUUUUGAAAGUCGUAUGAAAAAGCAUUGGACAGUGAAUGAAGGAUUAAAUCUACUUAACACUCAAUUUACCACUAAACAAAGCUAUCAUCAUUAUAAUGACAAAAACGAGAAUAAGGAAGAUGAAAAUAAAGAAGAGGAGUUGUUAAUGGUGAUGAAGAAUAUCAACAAUGAAAAUAAUAAUAACAAUUAUGAUGACAAAGUGUUAUUUGACAAUAAUUUUUUAUUUUAUCAACAAUUUAAUUAUGAUAAUAAAAUUAAUAAUAUUUUUGAUAAUAAUACUAAAUCAAUAGAUAUUAUGUUUGAAAAAAAACAACAACUCAAAGUUCACAGUUAUUUAGUAGUUUUUGAUGAGGCAAAGUGCAAAACAACAACAAUUCUUCAAUCUAAAAAGAAGUAUUUUUCUGAUUUAUUUAAUAAAGCUUAUUCUCAAUAUACUGGGCAUUGGAUAUGUCCAACAUGUAAAUAUCACGUUCGUUCGAGACGAUUACAUACAAUUAAGCAUGAUUGGAUAUCAAGUGCCAAAAGACUAUUACCACAUUCAGCAUCCAAUUUCUUUGAAUUACAACGCUUCAAUGAUAAAGAAGAUAAUGAGGAGGUGGAUGAUGAUGGUAAUGAAGAUGACAAUAUAAGAAGUUAUGAAGAAUAUUCUUCACUUUUAUAA